Molecule: messenger RNA, 1167 nt
Organism: Emiliania huxleyi CCMP1516
Lineage: Eukaryota; Haptophyta; Isochrysidales; Noelaerhabdaceae
Exons: 1
Coding region: 1-1167 (388 amino acids)
Biological process (GO): carbohydrate metabolic process
Molecular function (GO): hydrolase activity, hydrolyzing O-glycosyl compounds
Source: RefSeq, a predicted model, not a curated record
AUGGAGUGGAUACAGUCGGCGCCCGAGCGGAUUCAGGCGCACCGCAUGGCCAGCUUUGAGCUGAGCUUCCUCGACCGCGACGGCUGGCCGAUCGACUACGGCGCCGCGUCGGUGCGCCUCGUGCGGCACGACUUCCCCUUCGGCGUCUCGCUCCAGACGCGGCGCGAGGCGGGCUUGUCGUCGCGCGACCAUCAGUGGCUCCUCCGCGCGGCGGCGGCUCACUUUUGGACGGGCACCCUACAGACGCAGCUCCAGUGGUCGCACUACGAGCCCGCGCCCGGCCAGGUGCAGGACGCGCGCGCGGCCACGGAGGAGCUGCUGCGGUGGGCCGCCGAGAACCGCUGGCUGCCGCUGAGCGCCUCGCUCUUUGACGGCGGCCACAGCGAUGCGGGCCACUGGUCCAAUAAUGUUGCCUGCAAGGAGCUCACCGCCCACCUGCACGAGCGGGUCUUGCGCGACCUGCGAUCGUUUGGCGGCGCCUUUGGCCGGUACGAGGUGUGGAAGGAUUCGCUCCGGUGGCGCGAUUGGGUAGAGCGGUGCGGUGAGAGCCUCAUGCACUCGGCGUACUCGUGGGCGGCGCAGGCGGCUCCUCAGGCCGAGCUCUGCACCUCGGAGAGUGGCAUCCUCUCCUCGCUCACGCUGACGCCCGCCGAGGCGUACCACAACUCGCUCUGGGACUUGCGCGCGCGCGGCGUCCCGGUGCAGGCCAUCGGCGUGCAGGCGCACUUUGACGGGGAAGUGGACGCGUCCACUGUCAAGCACCGCCUCGACGUGCUCCGCGAGCUGCGCAUGCCCGUCUACAUCACGGAGCUCACCAUCUCGGGCCUCGACCCGGCGCAGCAAGCGUAUGAGCUCGAGAAGUUCCUGCGCAUCGCCUUCUCGCACGAAGCAGUGGCCGGCAUCACUCUCGGACAGCUGUGGGACGACCCGAGGACAACGGCAGCAGGCGCCAACGGGCCGGGGCUCUACACGGCGGGGAAGCAGCCCAAGCCGGGGGCGGAACGGGUGGACAGCCUGUGGCGGGGGGAGUGGCAUACCGAGGUGACGCACGAGAUGACGUCGCGCGGCCGCGAGGCCGGCUUGCUGCCGCUGGAGGCCGCUGUCCCUAGUACCUGCGUCUACGAGGGCUGCGGCACGUCCACGACACGUCCGCGACGUGUCCCAUAG